Microthlaspi erraticum is the source of this 1143-nucleotide messenger RNA. NCBI's taxonomy places the organism in Eukaryota, Viridiplantae, Streptophyta, Magnoliopsida, Brassicales, Brassicaceae. The record is from the annotation of a GenBank genome assembly.
AUGGGUGGGUCAGGAAAUUGGCUUAAAUCACUAAUAUCUCACAGAAAACCAGUCGAUGAUCAGGAGAGGUUAAGUGAUAAGAGCAGCAAGAAGAAAUGGAAGCUGUGGAGGAUUUCAUCUGAGAGCUUCACAUCUUCUUCCUCAAAGGAAGGUUUUCUCAGGAGCCGAGGAAGCUAUGGACUUUCUUCGUUAGGGUCAGAUCCACCGUCGUUCUCGGCCGACGAGGCUUUCACUGUCGCCAUGGCAGCUCUCAUUCGAGCUCCUCCCAAGGAUUUCUUAUUGGUUAAGCGAGAAUGGGCUUCAACCAGAAUCCAGGCUGCUUUUCGUGCUUUCCUGGCAAGACAAGCGUUUAGAGCUUUGAAGGCUCUAGUGAGAAUUCAGGCAAUAUUUCGCGGCAGACAAGUUAGAAAACAAGCAGCCGUUACACUCAGGUGUAUGCAAGCUCUUGUUCGUGUCCAGUCUCGUGUUAGAGCUCAUCGUAGAGCCCCUUCAGACUCAAUUGAGCUGAAAGAUCCCGUAAAGCAGACCGAGAAGGGUUGGUGUGGUAGCCCAAUAAGUGUUAGGGAAGUGAAAACAAAGUUACAAAUGAAGCAAGAAGGAGCUAUAAAGAGGGAAAGAGCUAUGGUUUAUGCUCUCACACAUCAGUCGAGGUCGUGUCCAAGUCCAAAUGUUAAAGCGAUUAAGCAUCAAGGAUUGAGCAAGAGCAGUCCUGGUUGGAACUGGUCUGAAGAUGUCGGGACAUUUUCAAGGAAAAGUAGUGAUAGCAGUGUAUUGUCUGAACUUGAGACUGUAAGAGUCAGGAAGAACAAUCUUACUUCAACCAGAGUUCUUGCCAGACCUCCCCUUCUACUUCCUCAGUUUUCGUCUGGCACGAGUUCGGAUUCUUUACAAGAUGAGACAUCAACCUCCUCUACAUCUCAGUCACCGGUUGCAUUCCCCGGGAGUAUUCUUGGAGGUGGUGGGUACUACCGAAAGCCAAGCUACAUGAGCCUGACACGAUCUACUCAAGCGAAGCAGAGACAAUCAGGAACAUCUUGCAGUGGAGAUGCAAGAAGCAGUGCUGGUUCAGACCAGUGCACUGAUCUAUAUCCACCGGGGAACGUAACCGGAAGACAUCUCUGGGCCAAGAGCCAGCGAAGCUAG